CCCCCAAAAUUCCUCAUAAUCGGCGCCGGCUCCCGCGGCACAGCCUACGCCCAAGCCGUAACAACCUCCACCCCAGGAACCAUCCACGCCGUGGCAGAACCCCACACUUUCAAGAGACAGCACCUCGGCCGGUCCUUCAUUUGGGGAGAGAAACAGCCGGGAGCAGGACAGGAGUUCACAGAUUGGAGGGAUUGGGUGGAGUAUGAGACGUUACGCCGGGAGCGUUCAUCUAAAGGUGGAGAGAGUAAUAAAGAGGAAGGGGUAGACGGGGUAUUCGUAUGCACGCUCGACGAAACACACGUCGAGAUCCUGCUAGGAAUAGCCCAUCUGGGCGUUCACGUGCUGUGUGAGAAGCCGUUGGGGGUGGAUUUGCGGGGGUGUCUUGAUGUUUGGAGGGCUUACUCUUCCUCUUCUUCCUCCUCCACCACCUCCUCCUCUUCUCCUCCUCCGGAGAAGAAACAGAAAAAGCAAGGCCAGAAACAGAUCUUCUCCAUCGGGCACGUCCUCCGCUACAGUCCGCACAACCUGCUUCUUCGAAAAUUACUGCUCGACGAUAACGUUAUCGGGGACGUGGUAUCUCUCGAGCAUGUCGAGCCUGUCGGAUGGUGGCACUUUUCGCACUCGUACGUGAGGGGGAAUUGGCGCAGGGAGACGAGCGGUGGGGUGGGGUCGUUGCUGACGAAGUCGUGUCAUGAUGUUGAUUUUGUGAUGUGGUUGCUCUCAUACCCUUCUUCUUCCCAUGGGGAUGGGGAGGGACAAGGGGAGGAGGGAGGAGGAGGAGAUGAAGAUAUACACUACCCCUCGACAAUAACCUCCACAGGCCAUCUUGCUCAGUUUCACCCCCGUCGCAAACCCGCUCCUGCAGGGUCUCACACGAACUGUGUAACCUGCCCCGCUGAACGAGAGUGUCUAUACAGCGCUGUCAAGAUAUACAGAGACAUGCACCUGCGACAGGGCAAGACAGAGUGGCCGGUCAACAUCGUCUGUCCUGAUAUUGAGGAUUUCUCCCUUUCUUCUUCUCCGGGGGAGAAAGAGAAGGCGAUGGCCAAGGCAGAACACCAUCUCAUGGAAGCCCUUCGAGAGGAUUACGAUGCGUCUACUACGCCGGAUGAAGUUAUCGCCAGUCGACCCUGGUACGGGCGCUGCGUCUACGAAGCGGAUAAUAACGUCUGCGACGAUCAGGUCGUUACGAUCUCGUGGAAUGAGUCCCUCCCUUCUACUUCCACAUCCUCCUCUUCAUCUACACCCAAGAAAGCAAAAGAAAGCAAAACAGCAACAAUCCACAUGAUCGCCCCCACGCAAGCGCAGUGCGUCCGUCGCGGCCGCAUCUACGGCACGACCGGCGAACUAACCUACGACUCGUCUACCAUAUCAUACUUUGACUUUUCCAGCGGAAAGACAGUGUCGAUUCCCGUGCCGCGCCAGUCUGAGGCAGAGGAGAAGGCGCAUGGAGGAGGGGAUUAUGGGCUUGCGAGGGGGUUUGUGGGCGCGGUCGAUGCGGUUGUUAAUGGGGGGAUGGGGGUGGAGAAAGCGCAGAGGCGGUUUGUGGGGUGUUCGUUGAGGGAGAUUAUUGUUAGUCAUGGGGUGGUGUUUGCGGCGGAGGGUGCGAGACGGCAUAAAGAGGUGGUGGGGUGGGAGGGGUGGUGGGGGAAGCAACUUGGGGGUGUUUAG
Messenger RNA from Aspergillus campestris IBT 28561, 1671 nucleotides. Its product is annotated as Gfo/Idh/MocA family protein. NCBI's taxonomy places the organism in Eukaryota, Fungi, Ascomycota, Eurotiomycetes, Eurotiales, Aspergillaceae. Gene Ontology annotation, molecular function: nucleotide binding. The annotation marks the transcript as partial. The record is from RefSeq and is a predicted model, not a curated record. The transcript has a single exon.